GUGUGGCGGUACCCGGACGCAAACUCUACACAACUGUGAAAGUAACCCAAAGGCCUUAGAUCUCAUGACACCUCAUGCCUCCCCUUCAUAUCGUCCGCCUGCGAAACGUUCCCGUCUAUCCAAAUCUACUUAUCGCGUUCUUAACGUCUGGGCUCAGCUUGCCGAACGCUACAACAAACGUCUCGAUGAAGAUGACAUAGUUGACCUCUACAGCGGCGCCAUAAUCAGUGACAGAGGAGUACUAAAGAACGGAAAGGACUAUGAUUUUGGCCAUUUUGCUCCUGAUGCUAGUCAAGACGACCAAGAUCAGGAGCAGGAGCAGGAGGACGGCGCACAGGAUCAGGAUGAUGACCUCGAUGAAUUGGACACUCUACCCGUCCGGCGGGGUUCUGGAACCGACGGUACCAUGGCUUCAACUUCUGAGCUGCUCCGUGCGGUGCCACCUCUUUCAGCAACAACAGACGCCGACGAUCUCGAUGACUUUCUGGAAGCUGAAAAGAGACGAAGAGAGUUGUUGGGGGAUGAGGACGGUGAAGACGAUAUGUCUAUGGAAGAACUAGCCGCGCUACGAGAGGCCUUGCACGAGUCAGAGGAAGAUGAAGAGCGGCUAGAGAUUGUUGAACCAGAGGAUGCAGCCGUCUCAGAAGAAGAGGAUUCUGAGGAUGAGCUUAGCAUAUGGCAGCACGACGAGGCUAGUGCUGUAUACCGCAUCGCCCGCAAUGAAUCUGAACAGGACAUUGCGGAAGGUGAGCAAAAAAUCCUCGAGUCCCCUGAUUCUGAUGAGGAGUUUGCCGCGCUCCUCGAGCGACCCUCACGAGUCGGAAAACGAAAGCGAACACCCUCUCCAUCUCCUUCUCAACAAAGCAUUUCUCUAUCCUUUUCUCAACGAUGCAUUUCUCCAUCUCCUUCUCAACGAAGCAGUUCUCCAUCCCCUUCUCAACGACACUUUUCUCCAUCUCCGUCGUCCUCUUCGAAACGAAAAUCUCCUCUAUCCCUUUCGCAACGUGGUACAUCAUCUGAAAGUACUCUAGGUAAUGUAGCCACCUUCACAGUCUGCGCAAUCAUUUACCGAAGCUCCCGUCUGCAGUACCCGAUACUCCUUCAACUACAGCAAGCACCCGUUUUGCAUCUCAUACGCCGCGAACUGAAGUUCACCCAUUUGCCUCCCCCUCUGUCGACCCCACACAACCACCGCAAUACCUUCUCUACCAAGCCAUGCAACAAUUGUCAUAUGCUCUAUCCGCAACGAUGUUGUCUUACGGGUCGCCUCACAUGCCUCCGCCACCGAUAGCUCCAUGGAGUGCGCACCCACCAGGUUUUUCUCACCCCUGGGGACUACGAGGGGCGUCUGUAACGCCGCUCUCUUUCCAAACGGACGAUGAACGUACACCCGUGGACCAUGACGGUGGUGUGGUAGAAAAUGAUAGAAGGCGCAGGCGGCCUACAAGUCCCAUAGGUUCCGG
This is a messenger RNA of Suillus paluster, 1463 nucleotides long. RefSeq lists its product as uncharacterized. The transcript has a single exon. Gene Ontology annotation, cellular component: nucleus. The coding region runs from base 65 to 1291 and encodes 408 amino acids. Gene Ontology annotation, molecular function: histone binding. Lineage: Eukaryota; Fungi; Basidiomycota; Agaricomycetes; Boletales; Suillaceae. The record is from RefSeq and is a predicted model, not a curated record.